Fonsecaea nubica is the source of this 519-nucleotide messenger RNA. RefSeq lists its product as hypothetical. NCBI's taxonomy places the organism in Eukaryota, Fungi, Ascomycota, Eurotiomycetes, Chaetothyriales, Herpotrichiellaceae. The transcript has a single exon. Bases 1 to 519 code for a protein of 172 amino acids. The record is from RefSeq and is a predicted model, not a curated record.
AUGGACUGCAUACGGCGCAUGGCGGGCGACAAACGCACCGUGACCUCAAUGUUCUUCAGAUCUGACGGCGGUACCGUGGAUCCAAACAUUGUGCCCGCGGAGCCAGGCUUCCAGACCGAAAGUCUGUGGUGGAUAUCCGACCUGGCCUCGCCGGACCAACUCUGGAUUCUCCCAGUGACAUACGGGACCCUAGCGACCUUGAGUGUGUGGCUUAGGGUGAGGGAUGCUGCCAAACAACGGCCAGAAGUUAGCUAUUCGAACAGCGACGAUGCGAGACUAAGGGUUCUCGCUGCAAAAUUCAACAGGGCUUUGUCCUAUGUCAUGACCGCCCUGCCUUCUGUCUUUACGUACCUGAUUAUCAGGAGCGACCUGUCCACAGCUGUGGUGUUGUACCUCAUCGGGACCACGACGACUCAACUUGUGCAGCGGCCUCUCCUCGCCCGCGUCCUGGGGACCACCAAGCGGGUUCCACCUCUGAGGGCAAAACAAGCGAAAACCAAAGGACAAGUGGAGGCAUGA